ACACCAAAUCGAAUUGUCUAUUUCCUCUCUUUCUCGCUCGCGUCUCCUUCUCUUCCAAAAACCCUAACUCUCAGGAUUUGGCAUGAAAAGGUGCUAGAUCGAAGGCUGAUUCGAAGGAAACUGACAACAAGUUGAAGAGCAACAAUGUAGCGGCUGGAAAACAAACUAAGAAGGCUGCGAAGGAUCCAAACGAGCCGGAGAGGCUUGCCAGUGCUUUCUUCGUCUUCAUGAGACUAGUCAUCAACAAUUUGUUUUUGGGGACUCUGUUUUACUCUGUUUUACAUGAUGAAAACAGAGUAAAACAGAGAGGACUUAAGGAAACAGCAUACAAAGACCGGAUGAUGAACAUGGCGAGAUUAUCCACGAACGACCGGUUUGAGAAUAUCAGAGAUUGGGAUUUCAAUUCCGGCAUCAGAUUUCCUCGAAAUCGUCCAUUUACCUUUCGCGGAAGUUGAUCUUCCGGCCAGCUGCGUAAAUGUAACAUGUGUUCAGAAGAUUAGGAGGAAGAUUAGGAGGAAGAUUAGGAGGAAGAGUUUUGCUGCCGGUAGGAAUUGAAAUUGUUCUAAUUGUUUCAACUCUGUUUUAAUUGUUCUUUGUUUGAGAGUUGGUCGAUUGGAGUUCUGCUUUGUGCUGAUUUUUUAUACAAAUUAAUAAAAAUUGUUAUUAUUG
This is a messenger RNA of Rubroshorea leprosula, 669 nucleotides long. Lineage: Eukaryota; Viridiplantae; Streptophyta; Magnoliopsida; Malvales; Dipterocarpaceae. The record is from the annotation of a GenBank genome assembly.